Molecule: messenger RNA, 711 nt
Organism: Cynocephalus volans (Philippine flying lemur)
Lineage: Eukaryota; Metazoa; Chordata; Mammalia; Dermoptera; Cynocephalidae
Gene: KCNIP1
Product: potassium voltage-gated channel interacting protein 1
Exons: 9
Coding region: 1-711 (236 amino acids)
Biological process (GO): regulation of potassium ion transmembrane transport
Cellular component (GO): voltage-gated potassium channel complex
Molecular function (GO): potassium channel regulator activity; calcium ion binding; transmembrane transporter binding
Source: RefSeq, a predicted model, not a curated record
AUGAGCGGCUGCUCCAAAAGAUGCAAGCUUGGGUUCGUGAAAUUUGCCCAGACCAUCUUUAAGCUCAUCACUGGGACCCUCAGCAAAGACAUCGCCUGGUGGUAUUACCAGUAUCAGAGAGAUAAGAUUGAAGAUGAGCUGGAGAUGACCAUCGUUUGCCACCGGCCUGAGGGACUGGAGCAGCUUGAGGCACAGACCAAUUUCACCAAGAGGGAGCUGCAAGUCCUUUAUCGAGGCUUCAAAAAUGAGUGUCCCAGUGGUGUGGUCAAUGAAGAAACAUUCAAGCAGAUCUACGCUCAGUUUUUCCCUCAUGGAGAUGCCAGCACGUACGCCCAUUACCUCUUCAAUGCCUUCGACACCACCCAGACAGGCUCCGUGAAGUUCGAGGACUUUGUAACUGCUCUGUCGAUUUUACUGAGAGGAACCGUCCAUGAGAAACUAAGGUGGACAUUUAAUUUGUAUGACAUCAAUAAAGAUGGAUACAUAAACAAAGAGGAGAUGAUGGACAUUGUCAAAGCCAUCUAUGACAUGAUGGGGAAAUACACAUAUCCUGUGCUCAAAGAAGACACUCCAAGGCAGCACGUGGAUGUCUUCUUCCAGAAAAUGGACAAAAAUAAAGAUGGCAUCGUGACUUUAGAUGAAUUUCUUGAGUCCUGUCAGGAGGAUGACAACAUUAUGAGGUCUCUCCAGCUGUUCCAAAAUGUCAUGUAA